UCCACCUCUCCUCAUUCUCAAUCCGAUUUUUUUUUUCCUAUUGGAAAGAGUCAGCUUGUCUUUCCUAAAAAUAACAAAAGAAUGAAGCUGAGCGACUCAGGCGGCCAAGGAGAGAGGCAGCGACAACCAUUUGACCGUGAACUCAGAAACAUGAUAUCUGCUUUAACUCAGAUGGGGGCAGACAAGCCCGGCUCCAGCCACUUGGAGGAUGAGGACGAACAUGGCGUGAGAGUGAUCACACUCUCUGGCUCCAACAUCGGAGCCACCAUGAAGACGGAGCUCGAUGGGGAUGCAUUAGGGGACAGCGACAGCGAUGGCAAUCUUGAUUUCCUGAGCACGUUCGUGAACAGCAACUUUCAAGCAGUGAACAACUCAAUUAUGAUGGGAGGCAAGUACGAGACCCACGAUCCCGGCGUUCAUCUUGACAUCUCUGGCGAUACAGAGAAGCCUUUCUUGCCCAAGGAAUCAAGGGCCAAGAAGGGAAAAGUUGCCUCCAGAAACAACCGCCGUGAUUCUGAACACACCGAUUGAUGUCUCUGCCCACAAAUGCAUCGUCCCAUGUUUUUAUCUCUCUGUUUUCCCUUUUGUCUUGUCGUGUCUGUCUAAAUAAGCGGAUAACUAAUGCAUAUCAAGCACUUUCUCUUCAGGAAGACCUUUACGCGCGCGUGCUACAUGUAUUCCUUAAGUCUAAUUUUAAAGUUUCGAGAUUUAUCCCAGAUUACACACACACUAGGACAUGGUUUUAUCGUAAAAAAAUGCUAUUCAUCUGGUCGUAUGUAUGGCCUCAAGGGCAAAGUCAAUCUCCCAUAACUAUUAUACUAUGUAUC
This is a messenger RNA of Tarenaya hassleriana, 827 nucleotides long. RefSeq lists its product as uncharacterized. Bases 82 to 531 code for a protein of 149 amino acids. The transcript has a single exon. The record is from RefSeq and is a predicted model, not a curated record. NCBI's taxonomy places the organism in Eukaryota, Viridiplantae, Streptophyta, Magnoliopsida, Brassicales, Cleomaceae.